GCUCCGCCCCCUCCCUCAGACCUCCAGUGCUGCGGCUGUCAGUAUCAGUGAGUGUGCCGCUGGAUCGCUUAGGCGGCCGCCUGGCACACUCACUGAUCCUGACAGGUGUCAGCACAGGAGAUGGGGCCGCCAGCCGCAAGGUGAGUAUUCACCUCAGAGUGUGCCGCCGGACCGGCCACCCGGCGGCACCGACAUGCGGCCGGCGGCCGCGAUAUUAUUAAAGUAAAGGGAGGCUCCCUCUCUCUCUCUCCGGCCCCCCAGGUGCCGCGGCCCACCGGGAAAUUUCCCGGUAUCCCGGUGGGCCAGUCCGGCCCUGCAUGUCAUGGUGGAACCUACUCUGUCUGUGGAGACUAGAAAUUGUUCUGAACAUGACAAGCUUCUAGAGUAUUUUUGUGAAAGUGACCAGAGCUCAAUUUGUGUGACGUGUUACAUUGCUGGCUCUCACAAGGGUCACACCAUCCUGACACUGAAGGAGGCUUGGGCCAAACAAAAUGUAGUAUUGUCAGAGACAAUCAGCACUCUGCAGAAAAGUGAGGUAGACCUCUGCAAAGACAUAGAGGAGCUCCAAGAGGCCUUGGUAAAGUUAAAGGUGAAUUCAGAAAAUCUCACUACAUCUCUCAAAGAUUUAGCUGCAAAUAUUAUCUCGAAAGUUCAAAAUCAGUGGCAGUGCAUUCUGGACACUAUAGUUUCUAAUGAGAAAAAAAUUACUUCAUAUAUAACAGUUUUCACAAAGGAAAGGGAGGAAGAACGAGCCAAAGCUCUAAAAACCAUUCAAGAGCUAGAGUCAGUGAAGGACCAACCAGACGAGCUGCUUUUCAUUAAAAACGUUACUACUUUGCUAGAGCAGGUCAAAAACCAAGAUAUGAAGAUUAAAACAGGGCAGGUUCGAGAUGUAAAAAUUGAUGCCCAUACUGUUAAAAUGAUAGAAAAUAAAACUGAUAGCUACAUAAAUCACAUAAAUUGUCUUCUUCAGACUGUUCAAAAUGCUUUUGCUACUCAAGCACAGUCAAUGGAAAGAUAUAUUGUCAGGAGACUUCGUUCAGUGUAUCUCAACUAACACGUUAUAUGAGGAGGCAGGGCGUGAAUUCCUUCACACGUUUUAAGUUUGUGUAUAAUUACUAGUAAAUAAACAUUUGCAGGAGGAGCGGAGCUUGAAUCCCAUGACACAUUAGCAGAGGGGUCAGGGCUUGAAUGUAAUGCUGAGUGGUCGUGUUUUGACAAAUCGUCAUGAGAAUAACUGACUUUAUGCAUGUAAGCUGCCUUAACUUGCACGCUUAAAGGCACUAUAAUGACUGCUGUCACUUUGGGUCCUUGAGGACUCAUAAGAUUAACUAUUGGAAUCUUUACCAACCAUAUUUAGUAGCAGCUCCUUGCCGCACAUUUGAGUCCUAUCUGUGUCCUGCAAGGUGGUUCGGACAUGCGGGAAGCGGACAAUCCCUCUGCCUGGAUUUUCUUGAUUGCUGCUGCUGCUUUGAUACCAGCUCCCUCCCUGCCGGUGAAGGAGCUGGUAUCAAAGCAGCAGCAACAAUCAAGAAAAUCCAGGCAGAGGGAUUGUCCGCUUCCCGCAUGUCCGAACCACCUUGGAUUCUUACCGGUGGUGUUGCAGAGUCCCUAUCAACUCUUGAGCAUGUGGUGUAACAAACUCGCCAAGAUGGCGGACGUCUUGUGCUUCUCCUGAACUGUUGGCUUACUACUUUCUACUCUAUUCAGGCCUGAUGUGCUAUUUGCUGCCUUUUGGCUAAGGCUCAAUGGUGGCCAGCAUCAACAGAGAUACCCAGACUCAGGCAUUCAACAGCCUUCAGCCUAUGCGGAGCCCAGUUACACUUGCAGGAAGGAAGGCCUAUGCUGCUCCAUGUGUGCCACAGACAUCAAAGGACCCACUGUGGACUGUUUCUAGGAAGAAGCCUUUACCCUUAACCAGACAUUGGUCUUCAAGAGACAAUGUUGUAUUGUCAGAGACAAUCAGUACUUUACAGAAAAGUGAGGUAGCCCACUGCAAAGAAACGGAGGAGCUCCAAGAGGCCUUGAUAAAGUUAAAGGAGACUCAGAAAAUCUUAAUACAUCUCUCAAAGAUCUAGUGGCAAAUGUUAUCUCCCCUGUGUACUGCCUACGCUCUUCUACUAGUCAUGGGAGUAGAAUAGGAUAUCCGCAUUGCUUGGAAAAACACCACUUCGAAACCCUUUAUUUCAGCUGUUGCUGGGUGAUAGUUCCACACUACAGAAUAGACUGGACUUGUUGGUGUAGUGCUAUUAUCAGUCUUGCUAUCUGAGAGCUGACCUGUGGUUUACCUCACUUGCCUGAGAUGGAUCCCCAGUGGUAGUUCUUCUUUAGCCUUCCCUGUUAACCUCAGGUCCGGUCCUCUUCGUGAGGUGUUGGCUGACCGAUCUAGCCGGCGAGGUGUUUGCUGACUAAUUUAGCUUACUAGAAAUGUUCGCCUUCAUUCUUAUUGAAGAGUCUGCUAUUUAUUACCUAUGCUAAGCACUGGUUAAUAUAUAUCAACUAGUAUAUAGUGUGUGUGUGCAUAUGUAUGUUUGCAUGUGUGUGUGUAUACGUAUAUAUAUAUAUACAUAUAUAUAUAAAAAAAAUAUGUCAAACCCCUGCACUCCAAUAUAAAAAUAUAUUUUAC
Molecule: messenger RNA, 2626 nt
Organism: Pelobates cultripes (western spadefoot toad)
Lineage: Eukaryota; Metazoa; Chordata; Amphibia; Anura; Pelobatidae
Source: the annotation of a GenBank genome assembly